Messenger RNA from Scophthalmus maximus (turbot), 2044 nucleotides. RefSeq names its product indoleamine 2,3-dioxygenase 1 (gene ido1). Gene Ontology annotation, cellular component: cytoplasm. Gene Ontology annotation, molecular function: heme binding; indoleamine 2,3-dioxygenase activity; L-tryptophan 2,3-dioxygenase activity. The record is from RefSeq and is a predicted model, not a curated record. Lineage: Eukaryota; Metazoa; Chordata; Actinopteri; Pleuronectiformes; Scophthalmidae. Gene Ontology annotation, biological process: 'de novo' NAD+ biosynthetic process from L-tryptophan. The coding region runs from base 120 to 1424 and encodes 434 amino acids. The transcript has 10 exons.
GCAGAGGACGCCAGCUGUAAAGUGAACUCUGUGCCAGAGUCCAGUGGGGUGAGGGUCUCUUGAACCAUUCAGAGAGUCAGAAGAUUUAUUGCUGUCUGGGGGUUCCUGUUACUUUCUCCAUGGCUGCUGCUGAAACACUCUCCACAGCUCCUUUCUCUCUGGACUCCUACCAUGUGUCAGAGGAGCUCGGCUUCAUUCUCCCUGAACCCCUGACAGAGCUCCCACCUUACUACCAGCCAUGGAUGGAUAUUGCUCUGCGAGUCCCAGAGCUCGUGCACUCUCAUGAGCUUCGCUCCCAUAUUAAUAGGAUGCCCCUGCUGAGCACCAACAUUCUACAGAAACACCGGGAGUUAAGGCUGGCCCACCUGGCCCUCAGCGCGAUGACCAUGGGCUAUGUUUGGCAAGAGGGAGAGAAUGGCACGGUUGAGAUUCUUCCAUGUAACCUGGCUGUUCCAUUCUGGGAAGUGUCGCAGCGCUUAGGAGUUCCUCCAAUUCUCACCCAUUCUGAUGGAGUAUUGGCUAACUGGAGGAAGAAGGACCCUGAGGGGCCUUUUGACAUGGAGAACCUGGAGCUGCUGGUCAGGCUCCCAGGUGGAGACAGUGUCCGAGGCUUCUUCAUGGUCACUCUGCUGGUGGAGCUGGCAGCAGCUCCUGCGCUGAGGAACAUCCCCAAUGUGAUCAAUGGUGUCAAGUGUGGUGACACUGCGGCUGUGGCCAGAGCCCUGGAGGACAUCAGCCAGUCUUUACAAGACAUGACAGACAUAUUCAAGUUGAUGCAAGUGUACGUUGAGCCUCCAGUCUUCUAUGGAAUUAUGAGGAUCUACCUUUCUGGGUGGAAGGACAACCCCAGUAUGCCAAAGGGGUUGGUGUAUGAAGGGGUCCAGACAGAGGCGAUGGAGUAUUCUGGAGGAAGUGCUGCACAGAGCAGUUUGCUCCACUGCUUCGAUGAACUUCUGGGAGUCAAACAUGGAGAAAAAAGCGGUGCCUUUCUAACCAGCAUGAGGAACUACAUGCCACCUGCCCACAAGCAGCUGAUCCAGGACAUCUCUUUGCAACCCUCCCUGAGAGGUUUUGUCCAGCAGCAGGCCAGCGAGCGACUAAACCAGGCUUUUCAUCUCUGCGUCACAAGAAUCUUGUCUUUGCGCAGCUACCACAUCAAUGUCGUCAGCCGCUUCAUCACGGUACCUGCUGCCCGUGCCCGACAACUCCGUAAGCAGGGCCUGGACUUGGAGGGGGAGAUGAUCAGCAGAGCGCCCACAGCACUGGAGGAGAGGGGCACCGGAGGCUCUGGUAUCAUGACCUUCCUAAAAGAUGUGAGGGACCAAACCAAAGACGCCCUUCUGCCCGAGACAAGCAAAGAAAUGAAUCUGCCGUUAACUGUCCUCACUGACGAUACACAGCAAAGCGUCGACGACAUCACUUAAAACAGGCAGUAAUACUUUCUAUUUCAUGUCAUUAAAGGACGCCUUUUGGCAGAUUGAGAGUGAAAGACCUCUGUUGCUUGUCUGUUAUGGAGCUUUGUUGUGUCUGUAGACAUACCAUUAUUCAGUCCAAGCCAUAAUUCAAUUAUUGUUACUUUCCAUUACAUUCAAUCACUAAAUCCAUUAAAAUCACUUAAUUUACCAAAUUCUUCUUUAAUCUGGAACAAAAAUGCAUCCAAAAUCUAUUCCAGACCCAGAAGUAUCUUUGGAUAACUUCAGUUAUUACUUAACCCUCUUUCUUUUGGAGAAAGUGAUUGAGGUGUUCAGUUCAAUCGUUCAAAGAAGGUUGGUCUUCCCAACUUGAAAAUAUUGAAAAUCGUUUAUCUUUAAUCGUACACAAAGGUUUACUGGUAUUACUUUAAAAGUCAAUAUAAUAACUGAAACGUUUCCAGCUCUCAAAAAAUGAUCAGAUGAAAAGAAUGGAACUCAAUAGAGCGAAUACAAUCCUACCCGUCUGUCUUACUCUUGUAUAAAAGGUACGAGGAAGUAUUGUCUGCACAAAAUUGUACAAACUCAUAUAAAGAUGUUUACUCCAUAAUCAUGUCUGAUUUUUUCUACAUUAA